Molecule: messenger RNA, 603 nt
Organism: Nicotiana tabacum (common tobacco)
Lineage: Eukaryota; Viridiplantae; Streptophyta; Magnoliopsida; Solanales; Solanaceae
Source: RefSeq, a predicted model, not a curated record
AUGUUCUUUGAUGAAGGUGUAAAUGCAAAAAGUGUCGGGAUUGGAGCAAUUUUGAUAUCGCCCACUGGUCAGCACUAUCCAGCCACAGCUCGGCUUCGGUUCUUCUGUACGAACAAUACUGUAGAGUAUGAAGCUUGCAUCAUGGGUAUGAACAUGGCAGUUGAUCUGGAUGUUAAGGAAUUGUUAAUCAUGGGAGAUUCUGAUUUGAUUAUCCGGCAAGCUCAAGGCGAGUGGGAAACUCGAGAUAUAAAACUCAUCCCGUACAGGCAACAUGUGGAAGAUCUUAGCAAACGGUUCAAGUCCUUUGAAUUCAAGUAUAUUCCUCGAUUCCACAACGAGUUAGCUGAUGCAUUAGCUACUUUGGCCUUAAUGUUGUCGUGUCGGGGCAAUGUCCAUAUUGACCCGUUAGAAAUCCAAAUUCGAGAAAGGCAUGGUUAUUGUAAUGCAAUUGAAAUAGAACCAGAUGUUCAGCCAUGGCUAGUAGAGACCAAAAGAGAACCAUUAGAAGGCUUGCCAGCAGUUUUUUUUAGCGGAGAAGUCUUGUACAAAAGAACUCCAGAUCUGAAUCUUCUAAGGUUAUUACUGGAUGAUCAUGGAAAAUGA